Molecule: messenger RNA, 825 nt
Organism: Emiliania huxleyi CCMP1516
Lineage: Eukaryota; Haptophyta; Isochrysidales; Noelaerhabdaceae
Exons: 2
Coding region: 1-825 (274 amino acids)
Source: RefSeq, a predicted model, not a curated record
AUGAAGCUACUGACCACUGUAGCACCGGCGUGGGCGAACAACCUGCCCUUCUCGUACGCGCUCGAGUCCAGCCGGUUUCCCGGUGCUGGCAAAAGCGAGGCCGGCAUGUACCUGAGCUAUAUCAAUCGCGAGUACAACGCCUUGCCGGAAUACAGCGUCUUCCUCCACGGCCACAAGAGCCGUGAUGGCGCUGGCUGGCACAGCCUUCCUCCAGCGGUGGAGCUAGCGACUAUUCGCCAAGCAAUGCUAGAGGGGGAUCUGGACUACGCCUCUCUCAAUAAGGCCUUGGUGUACGGCCACCUCCCGAUGGACCUCGGCGCUUUGCGCAUCUUUCACGCGCUGAGCGGCCUGUCGAAGGCCUUGCCGCCACUGCCGCCCCGCCGCGAGUGCUUCCUGUUCAUGUGCUGUGCCCAGUUUGUCGCGUCGCGGAGGGCGAUCCGCGCGCACCCGCGGUCGCUUUACCACGCUCUGGCGGAGAUUGAGGCCCGGACGGCGCCUCUAGCUCUCUCCUCCGUGGGGUUCACGACGCUCGAGGGCACCACCAUAGACGGGGCGAAGGCGGUGGGAGUGCUGCUAGAGUACACCUGGCACGCCAUCUUUGGGCGGCCGUGGCUAGAUGGGCAGCCCGUCGCAGGCGCCCGCGGAGCACUCUCUGCGCACAACCACACGCUCGCGUUCCCUAGCGAGUGCGGGCGGUACAUGCACCUCAACGCCUCUCUCGCCGACACGCCCCUCGCGCGCCCCGGCGACCCGGACGCGCCCCUCGGCGUGGGGCUGCCUGGACACUGGCGCAUGUUCAAGAACAGACUCUUUCGCAGGGACUGA